AUGAGCAGCAGUGAAGGCAAAUUGACGGAAGAUGAAAUUGCAUUGUACGACAGACAAAUUAGACUCUGGGGUCUUGCUGCGCAAACCAAUAUGAGGUCUGCGAAAGUGCUAUUGAUUAAUAUUGGAUCCAUUGGGACAGAAAUUACGAAAAAUAUCGUGCUGAGUGGGAUUGGCCACUUCCAUAUAAUGGAUGCUUCGAAGGUCAGUGAGGAGGACUUGGGAUCUCAGUUCUUUUUGAGCUGUGAAGACGUGGGAAAGUACAAGAUUGAUGCUGUUAGGGAACGGAUAAUGGACUUGAACCCAAGAGUAGAAUUACAAUUUGAUAUCGAAUCUGUCGAUUCAAUUAAUGAAGAUUUCUUUAAAAAUUUUGAUUUAAUCAUCGCUACUGAGUUAAAUCGUGAACAGAUGCUUAAAAUCAAUCAAAUUACAAGAAAAUUCAAUAUCCCAUUAUAUUUAUCAGGCUCAAACGGUCUCUUUUCAUACAUCUUCGUUGACUUGAUCGAGUUCAAGUCGGAGGAUGAAAAACUUAAAAGCAUCAAAGCUACCGAGACUGGAUAUAUCUCCACUCAUAGGGAAAUCGUGCACGUGGAGACACGUCAAGAUGAUGAAGAUCCCGAGAAAGUAUUCGAGAAGAUUACAACGAGAAAUACAUACAAACAUUUUGGAGAAAUGCUUCUCAGCCCCACACUAGAGAAAAAAUUAACAAAGAGACAACUGAAAAGGGUCUCCAACGUCCUGCCCAUGACAUUAACUUUAUUGAGUCAGAACUGCAGUAAUCUAGAUGAAUUUAAGAAUGAGACAAUCAAGAUGUGUGAUCGCCUGACAAUUAAUCCCAAGUCAUUAUCAGGUGACUACUUGGAACAAUUUUAUAAUCAAAUCGGACUAGAAUUUUCACCUGUUUCUGCAAUAAUUGGAGGUGCAAUCGCUCAAGAUGUGGUUAAUAUACUUGGUAAGAGAUCGUCACCUCUAAAUAACUUCAUCGUCUUCGAUGGUAUAACAUUAGACAUGCCUAUUUUCGAAUUGUAA
Molecule: messenger RNA, 1026 nt
Organism: Kazachstania africana CBS 2517
Lineage: Eukaryota; Fungi; Ascomycota; Saccharomycetes; Saccharomycetales; Saccharomycetaceae
Gene: AOS1
Product: E1 ubiquitin-activating protein AOS1
Exons: 1
Coding region: 1-1026 (341 amino acids)
Biological process (GO): protein sumoylation
Cellular component (GO): cytoplasm; SUMO activating enzyme complex
Molecular function (GO): SUMO activating enzyme activity
Source: RefSeq, a predicted model, not a curated record